Molecule: messenger RNA, 685 nt
Organism: Prorocentrum cordatum
Lineage: Eukaryota; Dinophyceae; Prorocentrales; Prorocentraceae
Source: the annotation of a GenBank genome assembly
AUGGGCGCCGGGCUGCCGCGCGCGCUCUGCGCGCAGGGGCUGCGGGAGGCGGAGGCCGCGGGCCUCCUGGGCCCGCCGCCGCAGGCUGCGGGCGCCGAGCCCCUGGCCGAGGGGCAGCUCUCGGCGCAGGCGCGCAGGUGCGAGGCGCUGGGGCGGCUGCCGAGGCGCCCGGGCGGGUGGCCGGAGGAGGCCAGAGGCCCCGUCUGCCGGGUGGGCGACCGCGUGGCGGUCACGGUGCCAUACCUGGAGUCGAGGAGCACGUGGAGCCCGGCUUCAUCGCAGACGUCCGGGCCGAGAAACAGCAGGUGUGGGUGGACUGGGACGACCUCGGCGUGCGAGGCCGCGAGGUGGCGCUGGUCGAUGUGCGCCCUCUCGGCAGCGACGGUGACGUUGCCGAGGCCGCGCGAGGCGCCCCGUGCAGCGCCGUGCUCCGGCACGAGCUGCUGCUGGCCAGCGCCGCAGCGCAGACAGACGGGAGAGUCGCCCUGUGCGUCCCGUCGCAGUCGUUGGCCCCGCGCCGGGGAGCGAGGCCGAGCGCUUGCUCCAGAGGCGCCACGGCGGCUCUGGCGCCGGGCUGCUGCGGCGCUUCGCGUGGGGCCGCCUGCUGCACGGGCGGCUGCCGCCGGGGGGCCCCCUGCCGGAGGCAGCGCCGGCCUCGCUGGAGCUGUGGAGGUGGCGCGCGCAG